AUCCACGCCUUCCAUCAAUCAGUGCAAGCUUUCACACUCGAACUACUUUCUUGCUCCUUUUCCUCCCAGGAAAGGAAUAUGGCUUCCAUCACCUCGUCCGCUGUUGUUGCCCCAGUUGCCUUCAAGGCAACUGUUGAGGCCUCCGCAGCCUCCUCCAAGUCGGUGUCCUUCUCCGGCCUGAAGGCUGGUGUUGCCGGCCCCAACGGCCUGGCCACCAAGACCGUCUCCAACGGCAGCCGCGUGUCCUGCAUGAAGGUGUGGAACCCCAUUGGCAACCCCAAGUUCGAGACCCUGUCCUACCUUCCCCCCCUCACCGACGAUCACAUCAUCAAGGAGAUCCGCUACAUGCUCCAGAACGGCUGGAUCCCUGCGAUUGAGUUCGACCCCAGCGGUGUUGUGUACAGGGAAAACAACAGCGGCCCCGGCUACUAUGACGGCCGCUACUGGACGAUGUGGAAGCUGCCCCUCUUCGGCUGCACCGAUGCGUCCCAGGUUCUCAGGGAGAUCAACGAGUGCAAGUCUUCCUACCCUGGUUGCUUCAUCCGCGUUCUGGGCUUCGACAACGUGAAGCAGGUCCAGUGCAUGUCCUUCAUUGUCCACAAGCCAUAGAUUGGCAACUAUUUGUCGAUGUAGCUUUCUAUAACUAAACAACUUGUAGCACCUCGUGACUUAUUCCACGUGGUAGCUUGAACCAAAAUGAAUACGUGAAACCUUC
Closterium sp. NIES-67 is the source of this 715-nucleotide messenger RNA. The record is from the annotation of a GenBank genome assembly. Lineage: Eukaryota; Viridiplantae; Streptophyta; Zygnematophyceae; Desmidiales; Closteriaceae.